AUGACUUCUUAUUUUAGAAUAUUAAUGAAAUUCAUUAAUAUGUUUUUGUUGAUAUCAUUAUAUGGUAUCUCGGUGAAGGCAUCUUAGAUGUUAGGAAGUGAUGUAGUAAUGAAUUAUUCUAAUGCAUAAUAUAUGACAUAGAUGUCACUCAAAUUUUAAAUAGUUAAUGCUCUUACUACAACAGAUUUUGUAUAAUUUAAUUUACCCUUCCCUCUUCAUAGCUCACUUAUUGCAGAUUCAAAUGCUCCUAACGGUUAUCAGCGCCCUUAUGCUUUAUAAGCUUUAUGGUCAACAUUUGAUCCAGUUACCUAAGUUGAAGGACCAUAAAAAAUUGUCCAGCUCUUUUGUUUUACUAGUUAGUCAUCUACUUAUUUAGCCCAGUUUCUUUCUGGAAUCAAUCAAAUAAGUCCUCUUGUGCCUGGCUGGUAUAAAAUUCAGUUCAAUAUAUAGGAUCCAUCUGCAUUAAACUCAUAAAAAUAAUCGCAAUUACUCCAGGUAUAAACUUCUACAGUGAGUUCAAUAGAUUUAAAUGCUGUUUAAUAUGACUCUAAUGAAUCGCACUCUUUUAUUUACUUAGAUAAUCAACCAGCAAGUUCUUUAAGCUUAAGUAUCUCUUUUGACAAUCCUGCAACCUAGAAUCAAUUAUCAGUUUAGAACUUAGUCUACUUUGAUUUGACAAUUGAUCCUACAAUAAUUGACUAAAAUGAUAACAAAAAAUUCAUUAUACAAUUAUCAGAUAAAUCCUUCAUGUUAACUGGCACCUGUCAAUCUGUAGCAAAAACAUCUUUACCUAUUAUUAAUAUAUUAAAAAAUACUGAUUACACUUGUGCUGUUGAUAAUACUAAUAAUCAAAUGGUCAUCAUACUUAAUGUCUCUGCACUUUAAAUAUAAACAGUUUUUCGUUUCAGUGUUUAGGUAUAAAAUCCUGAUUUUGUUUGGUAAGGAGUUAAUGUAAAUGUGUAUGCAUUACAUUAAUACUCCUCAACUAUUAUUUAAAUUGGUAAUGUUCCCAAUGCUUUUUACACAAAUUCUCUCAGUAUAGCUUCUCAUUUACUAUAUCUAGCUUGGGGAAUGUAGGAUUUACCUAGCUUACCUAUGAAUAUGUAUGCAGUUAGAGGAUCUCCACCUGCAAAUCCAGGUUAUGUGCCUUAUAACUAAAUCAAUUUAAGAUUCAAAAUGAAAGAUGCCAUGCCAAAUUCACAAGAAUAUAGAAUUAUCAUUUAGCUUAAUACUGAUAUUACUUCUUAAUUGUUAACUGGUUCUAUUAUCCAUAACUUACCAAGCUUCAAUAAUAAAAAUGUAGUUUGCAGAGAAUAUGACGCAACAAACCCAUCCACAAGACGUCUAGUUUGCUCUUAAGUUAGUGCACUAUAAAAUUCAUAGGAAUACUUUAUAUCCUUCAAAAUGUUCUUCUAAUUUGAAGUUUAUUAAGCUUGGAUUGAUUGUUCUUAAUUUGGUACAAUCUAAAUUCAAAGUAUGAUUCCUAUGACAUCGAAUGACAAUAUUUUUGCAAUAUCUAAAGACAUUAAGUUUAUUAAUUAAAUGAGAGAUACAAGCUAGGCAUCUGUUGUUAAUACUGAUAAUAAUGUAGCAUUUUUGCAAAACUUAAAAAGCUUUAGUAGUAUUGUACUAUUAGUGAAUGCUUAAGAUUUUACUGACUACCCAAAUGAAGUAUAUUCGACUAGCAGGCCAUAUACUUUUAGCAAUAAAUUUACUUCGUACUAAGAUUACUUUGUCCCAGCCAAUAAUGUAGAUUUUAUAAACUACAUUUUAACAAAUUAUCCUAACAUUUACAUUGCCUAAUUCCCUCAAACAACAACAUUCUAAGCUUACGAUAUAACUAAAACAGGAAACAAGUACUUUACAGUUUAGCAAACUCUUCCUAAUAAUAUUAACAGGAUUUUGACUGUAAAUGGUAAAAAUUGGAAAUAAACUGGAGGUGAUAUUGUUGCUUCUUCUCAAUUAAUAGGAUAAACAUCCAGUGGAUUUACCUUUAAUCCAGAUGCAACCUUUGGAUUUUAAUUAUCAAUUGGUAUGUAACCUCUCUUCUCAGAUGUAACAGCCAACUCAUAUACAGGUACUGCAGCUACUCAACUCCCUAAUAAUGUUGGUGUAUUACUUAUGAUGAAUCCUUUAAUUAAAUUUUAAACUCCUACAGUCACUAAUACUUAAUCAACUCAAGAUCUUUCAAGUGCAUAAGGUGGUUAUACUUGCAUAUAAAUUUAAUUUAAAACUGAAGGCUAAUUAUCAGCAUUAUUCCCAAAUACUGCAUCUGCAACAACCCUUACUAUCAAGAAUAUGAAUUUACAAGCUUUUUCUAGCUCUCUAAAUGGAUAUUAAACUAACCUGGAUAUAUUUAUUUAGACUAUAGAUGGAAUUGCUGGUCCAUAAAACACUUAAACAAGAAAUGCAUAUGUCUUAGUAAACGGAUACUAUUUAAGUUCUUCAGCAUUACCAGGAAUUUCUGUUGGUGUAGCCAACUUUUAUACAUCUAGUGCUUCAGGUAUCGAUGGCUCCAUGGUUCCUGCAAUUUUAAGAAUUAAUGGUUAACUUAGUAAUCCUUCUCAAAAAAUUGUUGUCUUCUUUGAUAAUCUUAGUCCUUUGUAUUUUAACCAAAGUUAAGACUUAGUUGCUUGUUCUAGCACUCUUCCAAGUUUAACAACUGCUGAAUGCAAAGUAUAUGUUUCUCAAAACCCCAAUGUCCUUGCAUACUUUUAAAUGAGUAGAUUUGAAAUAACCGUAUAAUCACCUUCUUCCUCUACAAACUUUUAAGUGAUAAUACCAUUAGCAAUACCAGCUAAUUAAGUUAAGCUAACCUUAUAUUUAGGUACAAUCAAUAGUAACUCAGCAGUAACGUACGUAAAGCCUAUUCCUUAGUUUUCUUACACUCUUUAGGGUUCUGCCUUGGCUCCAUUCUAAGCAGCAGGUACAAGCAGUUAUAACUAUGGGAUAAGUUGCUCAAGCUGCAAAGCUGGUGAUACACAAGAUCCUUUAACUAUAAACGCCUCUCAUUCAGGAAAUGCUCCUAAUCCUAACGCAGCUGCUACAGACGUUGGAGCUGGUUUUACAUUUGUAGCUGAUUAUCCAUUUUAUAACUAAUAAUCAUCUGCAGUUACUAAUACUCCUGCUUAAUUUGGUACAUGUAUUUUAUUCUUGUAUCGUUUUAGUAGCGCAACUCGCUAUGGUUUGUUUUGUCCCUUAAACGGAGCUGUACCAUCAACUCCUAUUUCUGUGUCUAAAUGCAAUCUUCCAUAAUUACCGAUUGUCAAUGCUUAUGGUGCUUACUCUGAUAAAACUGGUGCUAUUUACUCUUUAUAAUUAAAUACUAAUAGCAAUAGUAUCCUUAAUCCUGCAACUAUAGCUUCUCCAACAUAGCUUCCUUCUAUUGACUCUUCAUAGACUGGCUAUGCAAUAUCAUUUACCAUAUAGACACCCACAGACCUCCCAUAGACUUUUGUGGUUUAAAUUACUAACGCAGCUAACUUAUAGCUCACAUCUAGAGCAGCAUAUUAAACAUGUAUGUCUACAAUUUUAACUACUACAUCUGUCUGCGCUAUUUAAAAUCCAACAAGUUUACAAACUUUAUAGUUUUUGAUAACUGUGAAAGGUGGAUAAAUAUUAAAAGGUACAAGUAUCUAAAUAAUUUUGUAUGGUCUUGUAACAGCUACUAAUGGAAGUGAUAUAAAUACAGCAACCAUAUAGAUUAUGGAUUCUACAGCUGCAACUACGUAUUCAUAAAUUUUAAAUCAAAGUAUAAAAUUCAAUAGUUUAGUAGCUCCUAACCCUCCAACUACUCCUGGAGUUUAUGCAACUGGAUUUGAUGCUUCUUCUAUAACAUAAUCGAAUUUAAAUAUUAAUGGACGCACUCAACUUUCUUUUAAUUUGUAUUUGCACUCAAAAUAUUUAUAUAGUGGAGAGAGAAUAUAAAUUUAAUUUGAUACAUUCUCAUCUGUUAAUGUUCAAAAUUUAGGAGAUUUAAGAUGUUUAGUAUAUUAUGUAAAUCCAAAUCCAAAUGCUCCUCCUGUGACUAACAUGCCUUUAACCAAUGAUAUAUAUUCUUUGCAAUUCUAGUAAAUUUCAAAUGUGCUCACAUUAAAUAUCAUAUUUAAGGUUACAGGAUACAUGAAAGAAAGAAAUUAUGCUGUAUAGUGUUAUAACUUUAAUGUGCCAGCAGUUGCUUCAUCAGCCAUUGACUUUAAAUUCUUUGCUUUACCAACCUUAACUCCUUCCGUGAGUUAAAAUUAACUAUUCCCUGUAGGUCCAGCAACUCUUUAAAAGUCAUCUCCUGCACUAUCCCCUGCAAUGUAAACAUCUCUUCCAACAUCAAAAGUCACUAAGCAAUAUUCUACACCAGGAAGUUCACUUGAGCUAAUCUUUGAAAUCGGAACAGCGAAUUCAGUGAUAAGUCAAACCUCUAGAGUGCUUGUUUAUUUCCCAAAUUACUAUCCUCGUCUACUCUCAAGAGAUGGCAAUAAUUUAUUUUGCUUACAAAGUGAUACUCUAGUAAUUUCAUGCAGCGUGCUAGAUAUAAGACUUUUAGAAAUCAAAUAUUUCCCUUAACAAGUUAAUAAAGGAGGAGUAUUGAAAUUUACUAUUAGCGGAGUAAUUUAACCUUUAAAUUACUCAGUAGGUAGCUUUUUAGUAGCAAUAGAUGAUGAUAAUAGCAACGGCUAACUUAACGAAUAUAUUGUUUUGCAAGAUAACCCUGUUUAGCAAGAUUAGCUUUUCUUGAAGGGAAGUCUAUUUGUUCAAUCAGCUACUAUCUCUUCAACUUAUUUGCUAUAAAACGGAGCUAGUUACUCUUUCUAAAUUUACUUAAGCAGUAGUAUGGAUUCUAUAAACUAUGGUUAGUUUGUAAUUGUAAACUUCCCUCAAAUAUUUGCAUAAUAACUCAGUGGCUACACAAAUCCAGUUUGUUCAAUUACAUUAUUAAAUUCUCCUGAGAAAGACUACUCUGGUGCAUGCUUAAGCUAUGGAUUAAGAAUUAAGAUUAAAGUGAAUGAGUUAAUGACAUCUGGAGCAUACUAUGUUAUUUCUAUUAAUAACAUAUACAAUCCUUCUGUGUUUGGACCUCAGUUUUACAAAUGGAUUAUUGAAGUUGGUGAUAAUAAUUAACAAUUUAUCGUUUACAAGAGUUUUGCUUCAACUUCAAAUUAUGUUGACUAUGUCUACUCCAUUUCACCAUAGUAGCAAUUGUUAAAUUUUGCAGAUGCUUCUGGAAAUCCAAUCACUUAAAUUGUACUGAUGUAAGGAGUUAUUAGUAAUCCUAUAUUUAUUCAAAGAUAGCUUUCGACAGCUUAUGUAUUUGCUAGAUCUUUUACUCUUGUUAGUUUAGUAGAUCAAAUUUUAACAUUGCCACUUAAGCCUACGGUGCAAGUUGGAACUUAAUCAAGCUCAUUUUAGCUUUUUGCCAGCAAUGCUAUUGGUAAGUACAAUUUAUAAUUGUAAAAGCUAGGUGAUGGAGAGUUUUAUGCUAAUUUACCUACUUUAAGUGUUGUUUUUGAUGCUACAAGCUCUUAAGUAAUAGCUUUUAAUGAACAGCCUUUAAUGGUAGACAUAUCUACUUCCGUUAUUUACUUAAGCUUAGCAACUUUACUUCCUGUAAGUGAUGUAUCUAUUACUUUUUCAGUUCCAAAUACGAACACCUUUACAGGAUUCGUUUUAGAUCCAUAAAAAUCUACUCUAAGAUUUACUCCAGCAGUAAGUUCUGGUACUCUUCCAUUCACUCUCUCUUCUCCUCCUGCAGUUGGAACAACUAUCAAUUUAUCUAUGGUUAUAUCAGGCACAAAUGCUGCAUCUUACUCUAUACCUACAAAUCCUUUAUAAAUUCAAUUUAUUGCAUAAGAUUCCACUACUUUAGCCGUUUCAGUUUCAUCAACACCUUCUACAACUUCUCCUACUACAGCAGUUCUUUCCGCAUAAUGUGGAAAAGCUGCUCAAUUCUAUUGGGGUAUUUCUGUAUCAUAUAGCUCUGAUACAACCAAAUGUGCUAUAACUUAAAAAUAAGUUAUUUCGACUUUAUAAGAUUCGAUUAAUGAUAUAUAAUUAUGUUUCUACUAAUUUGGUUAAGUCUAUAUUAAAGGAGCACAAACUGCAACAAUAAAUCUUACAAAUUUGAGAGUAAAUUCUUAAUAUAGGAUUUAUGGUUUAUGCCAAGAUGGAAGCAAUAACCAAUCAUUUACAACUAAUCCUGUUACAAUGACAACAUCUGAUAAUUCUGGAUAAGUGAUGAAACUAACAAUAGACUUUGAUGCUGCGCCUACUAUGGAAUAAAGAUAAAAGAUAUUAUGCUUCUUAACAUUAUUCUUCUAAGUGUAACCUCUCUAUCUAAAAUCGUUUGAUGGAACAUAUUGCCAAGAAUUAAAUCAAUCGAAUAGGAGAAGAGUAAGACUAUUGCAAGCUAAUUAGCAAGCAUAGCUAAAUUGCGCAGAGUCUUCUACUGAUUUGCCAAUUAUUACUUAACCAAACUUAUUUACUUAAACAUUCUAUUUUGGAAAAGCUAUGAAUGUAGAUAAUGACUAAGUUGCUACUUAAUUACUAAGCGCUACAAAAAAAGCUUGCUUCAAGACUUACUUUUAGUCAAACUUAUAGGGUAUCCCUAAUGUCAUAAACAUUUAUAAAGCCAUUUAAAUAUAAGCUUCUGCUCCAUCUCAAUCUUAAUCUCCUGUUACAUUUGUAGGAAAUAAUUGGAGCUAUUUCGAGAUGUAAUUGAAAUAAAAUGGUUUAAUUUAUAUGAUCAUAGAUUCUUCUGGUGGAACUCCAACUUCUUCAUAAGUUAUUCAAGGAGUUAACUCUUUAAGUAAACCUGCUCUUGCAUAAGCCAGUAUAGCUGUUGACACAUUAAUAAACCCAAGUGGUAAUUUUACAUUUGCACCUCUAACUGCUGGUUAAAGUUAUACCAUCUAUUAUGUUCUUAGUAACGAAAAUCCUUUCCCAGAUUAAAGCAUUUUCUCUUCAGUAUAAAAUAUCCAAGUAACAGCUACAGCUAUACCUAUUGAUUCCUUUGCAAAUACUUUAAAAUUCUAACUGAUUUUAGUUUCUAUUAUUUUAGUAACUUUUGUAUGA
This is a messenger RNA of Tetrahymena thermophila SB210, 7065 nucleotides long. RefSeq lists its product as hypothetical. The transcript is spliced from 13 exons. NCBI's taxonomy places the organism in Eukaryota, Ciliophora, Oligohymenophorea, Hymenostomatida, Tetrahymenidae. The record is from RefSeq and is a predicted model, not a curated record.